Messenger RNA from Tigriopus californicus, 1158 nucleotides. RefSeq lists its product as uncharacterized. The record is from RefSeq and is a predicted model, not a curated record. Bases 65 to 1009 code for a protein of 314 amino acids. The transcript is spliced from 3 exons. Lineage: Eukaryota; Metazoa; Arthropoda; Copepoda; Harpacticoida; Harpacticidae.
UACCUGUAAUUUUAUGAAACUUGAUCAAGUUUGAGUCGAGCUUUUACUUUUAUCCAAUGCAAUCAUGAGGUUUUCUAUCGAGACCAUCCCCACCGUUCUGCUCCUGUUGCUACCAUUAUAUAUCGCUUACAAUGGUUGGGGCGUAUUGGCCACGUUGUUCUUCAUGUUGGUAUGGUUGAUGAUCCGGCAGACUUCCAUUUUUACACAAACUAUCGGCAAGAAAAGCUGCGGUUUGGUUUUGCACUCAAUCACUCUGUCGCACUAUGUAGACAAAGUUCGUUGGUCCAUGGAACAUGUGGGAAUCGAAUUUGACGAAGAAGAGGAUAUUGGCAUUUUUGGCGUUUUCUUCAUGGGUCGAUGGGUGCCUGCUUUGUAUGACAAGGGCUCCAAAAGCUUGGUUUCCAACUCAGCUGACAUCCUCCGAUAUCUGUACGGCAAGUUUUACACCCAAAGCAACGUGGAGGAGUUCUUGAGGCCCUCGAAAGAGGCCGUGGAAUUGGAGAAGAAGUUGGACCUUUUGGGCUUGGAUCUGCGGCGUUAUAUGUAUUAUCAUCUUUUGGUGGCCUCGCCUUUACCCCACGAGAGUGCCCUGACCAUUUGGGGCCUACAUUCGCCUAAUGUGCCUGAAUGGCAAAAGUACUUGCUCAAGGCCAUGAUGCCUUUGCUUAGAGCCUUCUUGUGCAAAGUGGCCAACAUCACGCCUGAGGGGGCCUUGGAUGGUUGGAAGAAGAGCGAAAAAACCUUCAAGGAAAUUGACGCUCUGCUUUCGGAUGGUCGGGCAUAUUUGUUAAACACGAAUCACCCCACGUUUGUGGACGUCACCUUCGCCAGUUUGGCCGCCAUCUUGGUGUUCCCGGACAAUUAUGGUGGUCCACGUUUAGUACCUGAGUCUCGGCCUCAAUUGAAAUUUGCUAGUGCCGACUAUCAAAAGCAUGUAAAGAGCUUCCGACAAACGCCCUCUGGAAAGUUUAUACUUAAAAUGUAUAAGGAAAGAAGUCAGAGAGACUGAAUGUGAAGAAGAAUAUCGGAACACGUACACACCGGGAGCUUUGCACAUCAGAUCUGAUGGACUGUUCAUACUUUAGGAGUAUUUACUUGAGAAACAUUUGCUACCAUGACAUUAUGUGAAAUAAAUGGUUUUUCACGUUAAUUAAACAA